AUGGAGUUGAAGAAUCCUGAGGCCUCUUUUGACUCUGGAUCCAUCAAAUCCCGGGAAAACAUCUGGUUUCCUAUCAUGCUAAAUGACGCACAGAAAACAAAUAGUGCCACAAGGCAUGGAGAUUACAUUGUUGGUAAGCAGCAGCAGGGCCCCAUUGUGAGUUCGAGCUGGUGGUCCCUUGUGAAAAUUGCAAGUAAUACAGAACAAGAUGAUAAAGGGAAGAGUUUGCCAGUUGAAGGUGUAAUCCAAUCUGGUGCCUUGAAUACAUUGCCACCCCCGAGGGAGGUUGCUAGACCAGAAAUGAAGAAGAGUUUGCUACAUAUGGAGAACCUUGACGAGGAGGAAUGGAGGCAUGGAGAUUACAUUGUUCGUAAGCAGCAGCAGGGCCCCGUUGUGAGCUCGAACUGGUGGUCCCCUGUGAAAAUUGCAAGUAAUACAGAGAAAGAUGAUAAAGAGAAGAGUUUGCCAGUUGAAGGUGUGAUCCAACCUGGUGUCUUGAUAACAUUGCUACCCCGAGGAAGGUUGCUAGACUAG
Molecule: messenger RNA, 534 nt
Organism: Fraxinus pennsylvanica
Lineage: Eukaryota; Viridiplantae; Streptophyta; Magnoliopsida; Lamiales; Oleaceae
Source: the annotation of a GenBank genome assembly